Messenger RNA from Medicago truncatula (barrel medic), 1350 nucleotides. Its product is annotated as syntaxin-22. The transcript is spliced from 7 exons. The record is from RefSeq and is a predicted model, not a curated record. Gene Ontology annotation, cellular component: endomembrane system; membrane; SNARE complex. Gene Ontology annotation, molecular function: SNARE binding; SNAP receptor activity. Gene Ontology annotation, biological process: intracellular protein transport; vesicle fusion; vesicle-mediated transport. The coding region runs from base 176 to 976 and encodes 266 amino acids. NCBI's taxonomy places the organism in Eukaryota, Viridiplantae, Streptophyta, Magnoliopsida, Fabales, Fabaceae.
UGAAAUCAUUCAUAAUUUAUUAUUGCUUUCCAAAGACAGGUGGGUGUGGGGAGUCGUCGUCACUUUUGAGUUAAGGUGCCAUUACUCAAUUCGCUCAAAUAAUAAUAAAUUCACUUUUCAUUUCAUAUAAUUCUUCAACUUCAUUCAUUCACUUCACACUUCACUUCAACCAUCCAUGAGCUUUCAAGAUAUUCAACAUGGCUCCAAUCCUCCUUCUCGUCGAACUCAGUCCCCGUCACAAGCCGUCGCUGCCGGAAUUUUUCAGAUCAAUACCGCCGUUGCUACUUUCCGACGACUCGUUGAUUCCGUUGGAACUGUUAAAGAUACUCCAGAACAUCGUCAGAAACUGCAUAAUACAAGACAGAGGAUAUCGCAGCUUGUGAAGGAUACUUCUGCUAAGCUUAAAUCUUUGUCUGAAUCUAAUCGGGAUUCUAAUGCCAAUGCAAAUAAGAAAAUUGAAGAUGCUAAGUUGGCAAGAGAUUUCCAAACCACAUUGCAAGAAUUUCAGAAAGUUCAACAGCUUGCUUCUGAGCGUGAAUCAGCUUAUACUCCUGCUGCCCCUGCUUCUUCUUUACCAACAAGCUCUGGCCCUGGUGAACAAUCAAUUGAGAUAGACCCCGAAAGCCAACCUUUGGUCAGAGGGCAGAUGAGGCAAGAGUUACAUCUACUGGAUAAUGAAAUAUCCUUCAAUGAGGCCAUGAUUGAAGAAAGAGAUCAAGGUCUUAGAGAGAUAGAAGAGCAAAUUGGAGAAGCAAAUGAAAUAUUCAAGGACCUUGCUGUUUUGGUUCAUGAUCAGGGGAUUGUUAUUGAUGACAUUCAAUCAAAUAUAGAUACUUCUGCUGGUGCAACAGUUCAAACUAAGGCCCAGCUAGCCAAAGCUAACAAAAGUGUGAAAUCCAAAAAUAAAUGGUGUUGGUGGGUGCUUUUAAUUUUUGUGGCUGUGCUGGUCAUCUUCCUCAUUGUACUCCUUAUUUAGUUUGGAAUGUCAUAUAAGUUGGACAAAUUUUUUUACUCCAUUGUUAUUACAUCUUCAAGAUUAAUUUAAAUCGACGAAUCUUCUAAUAUUUUGUUGGUGUGUAAGUGUCUUGUGGUGUGAAGAGUGUUUGGGCCAAAAGAAAUGUGUUAAAAGAGUGUAUUGUGGCUCUCCACAUCCAGCAGCCAGCAGUUUGAUGUCUUAAGUGAGCAUUAGCAGGUGGAAGUUGGAAGAAGUAACUUUAUGUAAAGCAAUUUUAGGGAAAUUUGUUCUGUACUGUAUUUUAGUAUAUAUAUUUGUAAAAUUUGUAGUUGUUAUUGAAACAUAUUGCAAAGUUAUCAAAUUCUUAACAGGAAACUGCUUGUGUGUAUUUUUAA